Molecule: messenger RNA, 285 nt
Organism: Ilex paraguariensis (yerba mate)
Lineage: Eukaryota; Viridiplantae; Streptophyta; Magnoliopsida; Aquifoliales; Aquifoliaceae
Source: the annotation of a GenBank genome assembly
AUGGAUGGUUAUGAACUAUUUGAGAAUUCUUCAAGUUUAGAGGAGUUUCAUGGACUCGAAAUUAUUUCCCAAAGUGCUCCUGUACGUGAGAAAGCUUUUAGUAUAUCAGAAGAUGAAGCACUUUGUAGAUCAUGGUUGGCCGUAUCCCAAGAUCCAGUUUCCGGUAGCACCCAAAGUAAGGCAGCAUUCUGGGAUCAUGUUCUUGGGUAUUUCUUGUUCCAACUGAUUAUUCUACCACAUCGAACUACCAUUUCUUUAUCUCACCAUUGGUCUUUGAUUCAAAAG